GAGGCGGCGGACGUCGACGUGCGGAGCCUCGACAUCAAGAAGCUGCCGGUGCAGAAGCUGAGGGAGCUCACCAGGUUCAUCGCCAACGAGUACGCCACCUCGGCUGCCAGCAGGAUGAUGACCGGCAAGGCCCCGCAGCUGGUCGCGCCCCAGCGGAUGCCGACAGGGGCGCCGCUGCCGCCGGCGGCGCCGUCGCGGGCGGCUGCGCCUAGCAGGCCCACCGCACGGCCCUCCGCGGCGGCCCCCGCGCGCCCUGCGGGGCCGACGGUGGCUCCCGGCGCCGCCCAGGACUCCGCGGCCCCCGCAGGGAAACCCAGCCAGGCCGCAGCGGUUUUUCGGGCCCCCGCGCCCUCGGCCGCGCGGCCGCAGCCCCUGGUGACCCCCAGCGCCGCGGCCCUCCUCGCCGGCGCCGCCGAGGGGCCGCCGCAGGAGGCAGCCCCCGCUGGACACGGUGGCGCGCACGGGCAGGCCGCAGGCGCGGCGCAGCCGAAGGCCUUGGCGCCCCUGCGCGCGCCGAGGACGCCGCCGCUUCGGCGCGGCAGCUCGCACGGCGAGGCGCCAGGCGACACGGCGCACAAGGCGCCCAGGACGGAGGCCACGCCGCACUGCGCCCAGGAUGGGCCACGCGACGGCGGCUACCCGCUCAGCGGCUGCGGCGGCAGCUCGUCCUCCACCGCUGGGCCUCGGCAGUUGCAGCUCGCGCUGCCCCCGCCAGCGAGGCCCUGGGAGACCCAGGUUGCGUGGGACACUUCCGCCGGCGCCUUCGGGACGGCGUGGGGCACCCAUGGCGCCGUGGGCCCCGGCGGCGCUGCCGCUGCGCCCCUGGCCGGACCGGCGCCCGCCGACGCGAGCAGCCAGGCUCUGGUGCCCUUCAAUGCUGCCUGGCAGCAGCAGCCGCCUGGGGCCGCCCCGCCCGCGGAGCUGCACCCCCGCGCACAGCCCCUGCUCGGCGGGUUCGGAGGGCUCCCGCCCGGGCCGCUGGACCCCUUGGUGUGGCUGGGCGAAGACGGCGGCUGGGCCCCCGGGCGCGCGCCCGGCGCCGACCUGCAGGCGCCACGAUACAUCUCGCAGGGCACGUGCAACCCGCCGGGGCCGUGCCGCGAGGGGUGCCGCUGCAACCAGGUGGCCUCCAACCCCAGGGACCUUGAGAAGCCGUGGCUCGAGGACAAGGCCGGGCCGGGGCAGGGGAUGAUCCACCCCUGGUCUCGCGCACCCCCCCUGCCCGCACCGCAAUCCUCACCGCAACCCCCACCUUUUCAGGUGUGUACGACCAGCGUUACGACCCGCCGCCGCUGACCGUGCCAGAGCCCCCGAUGGAGGGGAAGGAGGCGCCGGCGGAGCGCAGCCCGCCCACGGGGCCGGUGCCGCAGUGACGGGGGCCGCCGCCCGAGAGGUGCGCGGCUGGUGGGCCGCCCCAGGGGCUCCCUCCCGACUUCUUGCCUGGACCCGUCCUGCUCCUCCUCCUCCUCCUCCUCCU
Prorocentrum cordatum is the source of this 1477-nucleotide messenger RNA. The record is from the annotation of a GenBank genome assembly. NCBI's taxonomy places the organism in Eukaryota, Dinophyceae, Prorocentrales, Prorocentraceae.